AUCCCUGGAGUGUCCCAGGAGCACCCUGGGAGCAGGGAAGGUGUACCUGGAACCCCAAACCAUCCCUGGAGUGUCUCAGGAGCACCCUGGGAUCAUGGGGGUGCUCCUGCUGGGCUUUAGGGUCCUUUCCCACCCCAAACCACCCCUGCAGUGUCCCAGGAGCACCCUUGGAUCAUGGGGGUGCCCCUGGCUGGGCUUUAGGGCCCCUUCCCACCCCAAACCACCCCGGCAUUCUCUGCAGUUCUCCCUCCUGCCUCCUUUUCCCCUGCUGGACCCUGGGUGUGGGUGAGCUCAGCUCCUGGCGUGGCUCAGCGAGGCUGGGGCAGCUCCUAGGCUGGCUCUCCGGCCUAGGCAGGCUGGGUUUAAUUUCCAGGGCUAACAAAGGCUGUUUUGUCCGGGCCAGACGAGUCCUUGUUGCUCAGGUCCCAUCUGGAAGCGCCGCUCCCUCCCAGGGGCGAGGCUUUCCCAACUUCCUCCUCGGGAAAGGGAAAGCAAAUCAGCCUGGCUGGGGAUCCCAGCAGGGCCCUGAAGGGGAAGGCACAAACAGCAGCAGCUGCCUUUGCCACCCCACCCCAAAAUGUGGGGUUUGGGGGUGUCCUGAGCUGAGAAUCCAUCAGCAGGGUGGUGCUGAAGCCUCGCUGCAGGACUUGGCUGGCAGAAUUCCUGCUGGAGUUCAAGUGCAGUCACAGUUCUUGUUGCAGCUUGAAACGCAGCACUUGAAAGCAGAGCUGGGUGAGGAGGCUGCAGGUGUGCUCACCUGGGGCUCUGCUCCUGGCCUGGGCGAGUGUGGGGGCUGGGAUGUUCUGUUAGCCCUGAGCUGGGACUCACAGGCAGCAGGAUUCCAGAAUCCCGGCCCGGUUUGGGUUGGAAAACUUAAAUCCUAAAAGUGCCAGAGGCAGGGACACCUUCUGCUGUGCCAGGGUGCUCCAAACCCUGUCCAGCCUGGCCUUGGGCACUGCCAGGGAUCCAGGGCUGGUCACAGCUGCUCUGGGAAUUCCAUCCCUCCCAGCCAGGGAUCCCUUCCCAAUAUCCCACCCAGAUCCCCCUUUCCAGUUUAAACCCAUUCACUGUGUUGGGAUUCCAGUCCUUGUCCCAAAUCCCUCUCCAGCUCUCUUGGAGCCCCUUCAGGCUCUGGAAGUGGCUCCAAGGUCUCUCCCUGGAGCUUCCCUCCUGCAGCCUUCCCUUGAAUCCCACAGGGAACAGCCCUUAAUUCCCAGCAUCCCACCCAGCCCUGCCCUCUGGAGCCACUCCCUGUGUCCUGUCCCCCCAUCCCUGGUCCCCAGUCCCUCUCCAGCUCUCCUGGAUCCCUCGGGGGCUGUUAGCCUGGGUAACACCAUCUUGUCACCUCCUGCAUGGCAUCAGGGACUGCCAGGGUGGCUGGAAAGGCCUUCAAUCCCAAUCCCAGGGGCACCUCCCACUGUUCCCAUCCCCAUCCAGGGCCUUCAAUCCAAAUCCCAGGAACACCUCCUACUGUCCCAGGCUGCUCCCAGCCCCAUCCAGGGCCCUCAAUCCCAAUCCCAGGGACACCUCCCACUGUCCCAGGCUGCUCCCAUCCCCAUCCAGGGCCCUCAAUCCCAAUCCCAGGGACUCCUCCCACUGUCCCAGCCUGCUCCCAGCCCCAUCCAGGGCCCUCAAUCCCAAUCCCAGGACUCCUCCCACUGUCCCAGCCUGCUCCCAGCCCCAUCCAGGGCCUUCAAUCCCAAUCCCAGGGACUCCUCCCACUGUCCCAGCCUGCUCCCAGCCCCAUCCAGGGCCCUCAAUCCCAAUCCCAGGACUCCUCCCACUGUUCCCAUCCCCAUCCAGGGCCUUCAAUCCCAAUCCCAGGACACCUCCCAUUGUUCCCAACCCCAUCCAGGGCCUUCAAUCCCAUUCCCAGGACAUCUCCCACUGUCCCAGGCUGCUCCCAGCCCCAUCCAGGCCAUGCCGGGGCACUCCCAGGGAUGGAGCAGUCCCAGCUCCCUGUCCCCCUCUGGUUUCUGUUCCCCAGCUCUGUCCUGGCCUGGUUCUGUGUCCCAGGGAGUGUCUGCAGGCAGCAGAGGAGCCAGGCAGGCCCGGCAGUUUUUGGGAGUAGUUUUGUGGCACCUCAGUGCUCUGCCCGGAGCUGCCAAACUCGCCGUGCCAGAAGUUGCAGCCAACAUUUUUUCCAGCAGAGCAGUGGCCCCCCUGCCACCACAGCUGCCCGUGCCAGGUUUUUAAUCCAGUGCACACAGGCUGACAUCACAGGAGGGUUUGGAGCAAUCACUUCCUCAUCCACAGCUGCCAAGGGCUGGGGCUGCACCUCACAGCCCAGGUGACAUCACUGCUGCGUCCCCGAGGGCUGGGACAGCACAGCCACUCCUGCCCUGCACAUCUCUGCCUUAAAAAAACCCAAACUGAACCCAAACUUUAAUGCUUUUUAAAAAAAAACCAGGAAGGCAGUUCUGUAUGAGCACCCAAAAAAGGUGUUAAAAUAAAACAUUGUGGGGUAGAAACGCCUGGGAAUGCUUGUGAGGAGUUCAGAUAAACUCCAGGCUUUGGAAUUCCACCUGGGCCAGAGCAGGCCUUGUUUAUCUUUUCUGAAAUGGCUCUGUCAGUUGGAAAUGGAGAUUUGAAGUGGAUCUUUCUGUGCUGACACCUUGCAGAGUCUGGUGGGAUUUGCCCUCACCCCACUAAUGGGCUCGUGCUGCUCCUUGGAUUCCUUUUUCCAUCUUCCCUUUUGCACUUUCAGUUCCUUUGGGCUGAUUGUUCCUAUGAAAAGGCAGAGCUUGGAGAUAACACCAAUAAAAGCCAGCCCAUUUAUUUAUUCUAUUUUAUUUAAAUGCUCCUCAUUUCAUUUGCAGGGCUUGGUGCCUUUGAGGGCAGGUCCUGAUGGCUCAGGGCAAGUGGGAAGUUGGCUUGGGACUUUAACUCUUGCAAUUGGCUGAUAAAUUUUUAAUGUGGAUCUCUCUAAAUGAGAAAUAAGCUGAGUUUGUUUCCUUACAGCCUGAAGAAAGCAACUUUUUUAUUUCUUUUUUGAUGUCUUUUACAAAAGGUUUUGUGUUCUCAGCUUGCUGUCAGAAUGAAGUUGCACCUCCCAGAGAAAUCACAUUAAGUUGUUAAAAUAUUGUAUUCAGAGACAAAGGCCUUGAGUGAUUUUUGUCCUAUUUGGUUAAAAUUUAUAAAUAAAUCUCAACUUUACCAACAUUGGGGGUGUUAAUUAUCCCUUUGACAGGGAAUGACCCCAGCACUCCCCUCAGCUGUGUUGUGAAUAUUCCAGUCACUUUGGUGGCCCCUUUCCCACAUUUUCCACUCAGAAUUAACAUGGGUUAAGAUAAACUUAUCCCUGUUCAGCUUUUGGUGGGAACCUGGCUAAAGAAGGCAGAGAAUAACCAAAUUUUGGGGUCUUUCCCAACUCAGUAUUGAGGUGCUAAAGCCCCUCAGGGCUGGAGAAAUUAAACCAGGACACCUGAAAAGCCCAAGGGGCAGCACCUGCAGUGGCCAUGCCAAAAUCCCAGCGUGACAUCCCCACCUCCUGGUGGUAAAAGUGCCAAAAAAUGGAGUUAUUUUGGUCAGGAGAAAGGCUGGGGGUGGGAAAGCUGCUGAGACAGCACCAAAUGUUGCAGAAUUCCGUGGUUCUGGCAGUCCAUGGUGGAUACAGGAAUAGGUGGGGGAAAUUCCUGUUCCCAGGUAGAUCCCUGGAAUAAAGGAAAGGGUGAGAAAAGAGCUGCUGGAAUAGUUGAAAUGGAAUUUUGUUAUGUAAGGCUGUGGAAAAAUGUAACUGCAGAGAAGCAAUCUCCUUGUUUUCCUGCUUAUCAGUUGGAGUUCUGAUAAUCCUGUGAGACAGGAGGUGAUGGAGCAGGUAUUGAUUGUGGGAUUGGAUGGAAAAAUCCAAUCUGCAGGGAGGCAAUCUCCUCCUGGAAACUUUCCUGCAAUUUAUCAGUUGGAGUUGAAAUAAUCCUGGAAACAGGAGCUGCUGGAGCAGGUGCUGGUUGGUGCUGGGUGUCCCUGUGAAAUGGGGUGUGUUCAAUGCUUUGGCAGCGUUUCUCUGGGGGUUUUCAGGAUUUUGGGGUUGACUGUGGGUGUGCACCCCA
Molecule: messenger RNA, 4049 nt
Organism: Serinus canaria (Common canary)
Lineage: Eukaryota; Metazoa; Chordata; Aves; Passeriformes; Fringillidae
Product: basic proline-rich protein-like
Exons: 2
Coding region: 1353-2294 (313 amino acids)
Source: RefSeq, a predicted model, not a curated record